GUAGAUUUGAUUAAUAUUCAUCUGCAGUACAUCCAAGGUUUUUCCGUGUGCCACAGUUCCUGCUUGUGCAGAGCAACUAAGCCAGAGACUUGAUCUGCAGAGCAAGUUGGAGAUUCUCUUGCUCAGGAAAAAGACAUGUCCUACAGAGCAAGCUUGAAUAGUUCUACAAAGGACGCUUGAAAUAUGGCUAGUUGUGAAAGUUAAAAAAACACAUUAUAUUAUGUAAGAAACAUGUGACACAGAGCAAGCUGAAGACAUCUUCUACAGAAUACUCUAGAGACAGUGUUGACUAGCAAGCUUGGGUCAAUGUUUAUCCAAAGUUAUCGCAUUUUAUACUGGAUCAUUACAGUCCAGUCUUUCCAGACUCAAGCGGCAAGAUUUCUACAUAUUCUACAAUUUUGAAGCAGAUUGAAAAUAAAGGCAAUGGAUUCUACAGAGAAUGAGCGGAUGUCUAUUGCCCUGUCAACACAUCUAGACAGGGCGAUUACAGGGACACAGGAAGAGGUGGAUAUCAGGAGGAGAUUAGAGGUUCUAAAAGAAUGUAUACAAAAUGACUCUUAUUUGAAUUACCACUCCUUCUACGGAGGAAGUCGUGGAGAGGGAUUAAGUCUACAAGGAUCAGAUUUGGACAUUAUGAUGAUAGCAGAGACUGUAACAGUAAUGUACCCUGGCCAGUUUAUCCCUCCAAGUAUGGCAAACAAUACAAUUCUGUAUAUGAGAGAUGCAGAUUGCCGAACUGGAUAUGUCCACUUACAACUAGGUCAGAGAGGACAGAAAUGUUCCAUUGAAUUGCGUGAUUCACUUGUUAGAAUUAAGGAUUCAUUUUUUGUUUCCAGUGAUAUCUUUAGAGAGUCAUUUGUCCGUAAAUUAACGGACGGCCUUUCAUGUUCAGCAUGGAAAUCCAAUGGACCCAGCAGUUCGAUGGGUGAACAAAUAGAUGUCGUUCAAAGCUUUCCAUGUAACUGUUGGCCAAAGGAAGCUAAUGAAUGGAUUACCCGUACACGUCUGUACGGAUGGCCACAUCAAACAUUAAUCGACAAUAUCGUACACAGUGGAUGUCAUCUUGUCCCUGUUGGGGACAAGUGUUCUGAAGAUACUUUCUUGCAAUGGAGAAUCUCAUUUGCAACAGCAGAGAGAUCUUUAGUUCACUCGUUCAGUCACAUUCAGCUUAAAGUAUAUGCUUUGCUGAAAUGUUUCUUAAAACAGAUAAAAGUCACGUUAAAAGAAACCAUAGGGGAUGACGAUAUCUUGUGUUCCUACUUUUUGAAAACUAUCCUUUUUCAUGCAAUAGAGAACUCCAGGCAACUGUUUUGGCAAGAAAAACACUUAUUUUACUGUUUUUGGUUUUGUUUCAACAUACUGAUUGCUUGGGUCAGGGCGGGAGUCUGUCCAAAUUAUUUCAUCCCAGCCAACAACAUGUUCCAAAGGAAAGUCCAUGGACAACAUCAACAAAUACUAUUGGACGUUUUGAAAAACUUUUGUCAGCUGAAAUGGAUGUGCCUUUCAGUUACUAAAAUUUGUAAUCCCUCAAUAUGGGAAACUCUUGUAUGUCCCCAAACCGAGCAGGAAAUGAUCUUUCGACAGGAUAUAGAAACUGCCCAAGCGAUAAAAGGAAUAUGUAUCACACAAACUGGAACACUAGGGAUCAUAAGGAAGGCGAUUCGUUUAUUAUCAAAAUCACAGUCAGAUUUUGAUGAAGUUUUCACAUACCAGUAUUCUAUGAUUUGCUUACAAAACAUUGCAGCAGAACAGGUCUCUCAAGAUCACUAUGCUAUGGACAACAAGACCAGGUACAAAAGUUUAAGGAAAUGUAAAAACUGGAUGAUUCAUGGGGCCUCAAUGGGCACAGAGCUGUUACGUCUAGCAACUUUUAAUUUUCUGGUAGGAAAUUUCAUUAAAAGCCUUGAGAUGUGCAAACAAGUCAUGAAAAUGGCAUCAUGUUUCAUAGGUCAGGAGGUAAGUAGAGAAGAGAGAGAAAAACUAUUUAGGCACAAAUAUAGUCAAUCAGGCCAUACAUCAGAGAGACUACAGAAAAUAUACGCACACUUCAUUAUCCUUUCUUGUAAAGACUUGUAUCUUCCCCACCUCUCGCUAGAAAUGGCGAAUAGAUACAGACUCCUAGUUAUCCCUCCACUACCGUAUGCUAUUUUCCUGUCAUUCCUGUGCUGUCAUGAACUUAGAGAUACCAGAGGACGUGAUGCAGCAUUACGUAACAUGGUAGAUGUCCAGUAUGACGAGAAUCAAGGAGGACACAAGUACUGGAUAGUAAACACUCUCCUGGGCAUCUGUUACGAAAUUCUCGGAGACUCUCAAAUGGCCAUCAGAGCUUACUGGAAUUCAGCUCAAAGAAAUUGGAAUUUAGAAUUUUUACUCUGGAAUACUGCUAUCAAGAGGAUAGCCGUUGUGUAUCUAUGUAUGUAUGCUUCACAGAAAUUCAAACAGAGGAUAAAUGAGAUGUACUGAAAUACAUUUGACUCACAAGGACUGACAGAUAAUAGCUGUGUUGUAUUUAUAUGUGUAUUCCUAACAGAGGAUAGAUGUGUGGUAUAUAUA
This is a messenger RNA of Mizuhopecten yessoensis (Yesso scallop), 2553 nucleotides long. RefSeq lists its product as uncharacterized. Bases 424 to 2463 code for a protein of 679 amino acids. The record is from RefSeq and is a predicted model, not a curated record. Lineage: Eukaryota; Metazoa; Mollusca; Bivalvia; Pectinida; Pectinidae. The transcript is spliced from 2 exons.